AUGUACGAUCGUCGAGAGGCAUUUGUGAUAGGUUUACUCUACUCUUUAGCAUUAUGUGGCAUUGUUCACUAUUUCAUAAAUCCAAUACAACCAUCUGCUUAUAUGGAUGAAGAAUUUCACGUUGAUCAAACCUUAACCUAUAUUAGAGGUGAUUGGGGUUCUUGGAAUCCAAAGAUUACUACACCUCCUGGACUUUAUGUCUUAACCACUCUCGUAUGGCGCUUUGUGCCUUUCGAAGCAACAGUUGAAAAUUUUCGCUUUCUCAAUUGCAUUUUUGCUGGUGCUAACUACAUAAUCCUAGCCGAGCUGACACAAGAUAUCUUAAAAGCAAUGGCAAUUGUCACUUUACCCGUUCUCACCUUCACUAGUCUUCUCUUUUAUACAGAUCAACUUUCUCUCUUAGCUUUUCUUUCUUCUCUAUUUGCUCAACGAUCGUCGAAUAAAUUCCUUUCAUUCCUCUUCGGAUGCUUUGCUUGUUUCGUUCGCCAAACUAAUGUUGUUUGGCUUGCCUUUAUGAUCGGCGAAAGGGCUAUUCAGCGAAUAGCUGCCUCUCAUCCCCAUGUUCGCCGGAACUUCUUUGAGUGGAGUAUUUAUCUUCUCAGCAAUUUUGUCGAUGUUAUCUCAGCUUGUUGCAAGGCUGCUUUAUUUGACGCUUAUCAUCACACGGCAACAAUUAUUCUUUUUGUAACUUCAAUAAUCUUUUUCAAUAAUGGCGAUAUAGUUCUUGGGGAUAAAUCCGCCCACAAACCAGUGUUCCACAUUCCUCAAUUAUUUUAUUUCUUUAUCUUCUGUGUGGCUCACACAUCCUUAACCUUCUUACAUUACCUUAAUAAUAAUCUCCGUAUUCCACGUGGAAAUUCUCUGGUUUUUUUCACCUUCUUUACAUUUCUGAUUAUUAUUAUGAUCCACUUUUUCACCUACGAGCAUCCUUACCUCCUUUCUGAUAACCGUCAUUACACAUUUUACAUUUGGUCGCGUUUCUUCAGACGCUUUCCACAAGUUAAAUAUACCUUUGCACCCUUCUAUCUUGUUAGUGGGAGUUAUGUUUGCUCUGGACUUCAAGGUGGACUGAUUUCCGAAUUUCUGACCAGUUUGGGCUUCUUGAUUGCAACCGCCUUAGCUAUAGUGCCAGCGGGUUUGGUUGAACCUCGGUAUUUUAUAACCCCGUUUAUCAUUUGGCGUUUAUUAAGAUCGUCAAAGUUGAAUGAAUCCUGGGCUUUUAUUGUUGAAAUUUUCAUUAAUUUUGGGAUCAAUUUCGUCACGAUUUACUUAUUCCUCUACCAUCCUUUCAAGUGGAUAUCUCAACCUUUUACUUGGCAGCGUUUUAUGUGGUAA
This is a messenger RNA of Rodentolepis nana, 1335 nucleotides long. The record is from the annotation of a GenBank genome assembly. NCBI's taxonomy places the organism in Eukaryota, Metazoa, Platyhelminthes, Cestoda, Cyclophyllidea, Hymenolepididae.